AUGAAAUUUUUUCCUCAAGUCGUUGCCGCUCUGUCACUGCUCCCCAGCACGCUCGCCGUGGAUCGCAAGUUGUCAGUCAUUGUUUCCUUUCCCAACGGGACUCCUGAGUCUGUUGUCGCCGAGGCACGACAGAAGAUUAUCGAUGGUGGUGGCCAAAUCACGCAUGAUUACCAGAUAAUUAAGGGCUUCUCCGCUAUUGCCCCCGAGAAAUCGCUCGAACUCGUGGAAGCUUUUGGGAGUGAUUACUCAAUUAGGGUGGAAGAAGACCAGGUCGUUACUGCGAACAGCGGCUGA
Cordyceps militaris CM01 is the source of this 294-nucleotide messenger RNA. Its product is annotated as Proteinase inhibitor, propeptide. Bases 1 to 294 code for a protein of 97 amino acids. The transcript has 2 exons. The record is from RefSeq and is a predicted model, not a curated record. Gene Ontology annotation, molecular function: endopeptidase inhibitor activity. Gene Ontology annotation, biological process: vacuole fusion, non-autophagic. Lineage: Eukaryota; Fungi; Ascomycota; Sordariomycetes; Hypocreales; Cordycipitaceae.